Molecule: messenger RNA, 4804 nt
Organism: Nerophis ophidion (straightnose pipefish)
Lineage: Eukaryota; Metazoa; Chordata; Actinopteri; Syngnathiformes; Syngnathidae
Exons: 3
Coding region: 2963-4717 (584 amino acids)
Source: RefSeq, a predicted model, not a curated record
UGUUCUUUUUAGAAAUGUCUCAGCCAAUGUGUAUGCACAAUUCAUAAACAUCCCAGGGUUUUACAAACUGAUAAGUAUGGUUUCAUUGUAAAGGACAGCUCAACUAAUCAGAACGGUAUGUUAAAAGCACAGCCAGUGAUGGAGCGCUGGCCAUCGUUGUUUAUUUACUUCAACGCAGAAUCACACAGUGGCUCCAAGGCGCCAACUAGUGGCGAGUAUAAGGAAAGGCAAAGGGAGUUUACAUACCAAAAUGUACACUUUCAAAUCACUUUGUGAUGUACCCCCUGUGAACACUGUUUUAAUUAAAGUACCCCCUAAUCAGAGCAAAGCAUUUUUGGUUGAAAAAAAGAGAUAAAGAAGUAAAAUACAGCACUAUGUCAUCAGUUUCUGAUUUAUUAAAUUGUAUAACAAUGCAAAAUAGGCUUCACGGUGGCAGAGGGGUUAGUGCGUCUGCCUCACAAUACGAAGUUCCUGCAGUCCUGGGUUCAAAUCCAGGCUCGGGUUCUUUCUGUGUGGAGUUUGCAUGUUCUCCCCGUGACUGCGUGGGUUCCCUCCGGGUACUCCGGCUUCAUCCCACUUCCAAAGACAUGCACCUGGGGAUAGGUUGAUUGGCAACACUAAAUUGGCCCUAGUGUGUGAAUGUGAGUGUGAAUGUUGUCUGUCUAUCUGUGUUGGCCCUGCGAUGAGGUGGCGACUUGUCCAGGGUGUACCCCGCCUUCCGCCCGAUUGUAGCUGAGGUAGGCGCCAGCGCCCCCCGCGACCCCAAAAAGGGAAUAAGCGGUAGAAAAUGGAUGGGAUAGAACAGUGCAAAAUAUUGCUCACUUGUAGUGGUCUUUCUUGAACUAUUUGGAAAAAAAGAUAAAUAACAAAAAAAUAAUAAAAAUAACAAAAAACUUGUUGAAAAAUAAACAAGUGGUUGAAUUAUAAAUAAAGAUUUCUACACAUAGAAGUAAUCAUCAACUUAAAGUGCCCUCUUUGGGGAUUGUAAUAGAGAUCCAUCUGGAUUCAUGAACUUAAUUCUAAACAUUUCUUCACAAAAAAAGAAAUAUUUAACAUCAAUAUUUAUGGAACAUGUCCACAAAAAAAAUCCAGCUGUCAACACUGAAUAUUGAAUUGUUGCAUUUCUUUUCACAGUUUAUGAACUUACAUUCAUAUUUUGUUGAAGUAUUAUUCAAUAAAUAUAUUUGUAAAGGAUUUUUUAAUUGCUACUAUUUUUAGAAUAUUUUUUAAAAAACCUACACGUACCCCUUGGCAUACCUUCAAGUACCCCCAGGGGUACUCGUACCCCCAUUUCAGAACCACUGGUGUAGACUUUACUGAACCAUCUGGCAUGCUCCAGACAUACUUACACAACUAGGGAUGUCCAUGAAGGACAUCCACUAUAUCUCCCCUUCUCCAAUGUACAACAAUGAAUGAACAAUCUUUGCUAUGUAUUUAUGAAUAACCAUCACCAUUUCUAAUGAAUCAACCUAACACCCCAUAAAGGCAUUAAGUAUGAGAAUUGCAUGACAAACUCCUGACCAUCCUCAUUUCUCCCUGAGAAAGAAAAAAACCAAACAACCACAACAGUGUUGCAAACUUACAAUCUUUCAAACUAAAUGCUUUGCAUUUAGUAAUUGCCUUUUAGGCUUCAAGAUUACACAAGGUGCGUUUUUUUAUGCCCUGUUUUUUCACAACACAUAGUCUUUAAGCCACCCGGGGGGGGUUACCUGCCGUCUUGGAGCAUCUUUUGCUCUCGGUGACUGGGUUACCUGCUCUCUGAUUGUUGUACCUGGUGUUGCUUCCUUCUCUGUUAUGUGUUCCUUUUAUGGGUUUGGAGGCUCUUGUGGAGCCGACUGUGGCUGGAGCUGGAGCUCAGGGAGAACCUGAAGGUGAGCCCUGUUUCUCUUCACCUCCUCUGCUCCAGUGUCAACCACAUAUACAGGAGCGUGGCGUGCCGGCCUUCCUGAUCACUGUAGCUGUUUGUUUUGAGGGAGAUAGCCAUACUAGUAAGGUCAUCUUAUGGGAUAUUUGGCCAAUCUGUGAACUAAAUCAUUACCAAGAAAUCUCUUCACCAAUCUGUUUAUAAAGGUGUUUAGUAACAUGUCCUAAAAAGUUGAAAUUCAACUCCUGGGGGAAAGUUUGUAAAAAACUGCACAAAGUCGGGUACCAUUAACCGAUUUUCAGAAAUUCGAAAAUGCUUAAUUUGGCCUUAAGUAACUUGUGAGGGGUCAAACUAGGGGUUCUUCAAUAUUCUGAGUUCAUUGCAAGUAUUUAUUCUUCACCAAGACCACUCCUUGGUGGAAAAAUGGCCACACCUAAGGAGGUGUGGCCAUUCCCAGAUCAUCGUUCAUCCCGACAAUGCCCCCUACUCAUACAUACCAUGCAGGGUAUAUAUAAAAAAUAAUAAUAAUAAUAAAAUUAAAAAAAGAUAAUAGUUUUUUCUUAAAUGUUUGACAUUAUGAAUGGGCCAAGUCAGUGUUUAGUGAUGGUUGCUGUAGUUGAUUGGCAUUUCAAUGUGAGGACAUUAUGAGUUUAACAUUAGCACCAAACAUGCUGGAUCCAUUUGCAUCCCUUUUCUUUGUUGAACAUGGGUGGACACAAUAUAGUGAUUUUAAUGUCAGCUACGUAAAUAUUAUUGAAUUUUUUUUUUUUAUCAAUUUGAAAUGUUUCACUUCACUGCAUUGAUUAUAAGGUUAGAACUAAAUGUUGUCAUUACUAGUAUUGAAAAUUCCCUAAAACAAUUCUGUUUUAAUCUGCUUUUUUCUAAGAAAGAGUGUCCCUUUGAUUUCUAAACUGAUGUGUUUCUGAGGGCACAGUAGUUGAUUGCUCAUUUUGUUGCACCUGCAGUUAAAUUGAUUAGUGAUUUUUUUGCACCUGUACUACGAAAGUGUUUGUCACUGUCAUUUCAUUCAGUUGUUGUGCUUCUUUAUGUAAUUUGUUUGAAUUUUAGAUAUAUUUAGGCUACUAAGAAUUUGUUGGAAUGAGGACUUUUAUGGAGAUGGUAACUGAUGGGAAGAUGGGAGCCAGUCACACAUAUCCAGUGGUGGUACUGUUUGAGCAGAGAUUUCAAGAAACCUUCAAAAGACUCGCCAAAGGGGGACGAACACCUGCACGCUGGGUGCAGUACCACCACACGGUUAAUGCUAUUAAGAUGUUCAUCCGAACUGAGCGGCUUGCAGACCACGAUGGGCACCUGUCCUGCAUUGCUACCUGGAUGCUGGACAUAUUUGCAGCUGCAGGCCAUCAUCAGUAUGCCAAAGGUGCACGAAUGUACUGUCAACUGAUGAAGGAACUGGAAACUUUGCCUCGUUACAAAAAGGCCAUCGAACAUUUCACUGUCCAUGGGAACCAUGUUGUCUGGUAUUCCAGCCACGAUUGGUCUGGCACCUGGUGUGCCAUCUGCAUUGAGCAGACGUUAAUGAAGGCGGCCAAAUCAGAAGGUGGACUGAGCAGAGGGAGGAUGGGAAGCAGUGAUGCUGGCCACAAGUGCUGGGUGCUCACCCUCAGCCACUUCUCUAAUAUCAACAAGCAUAUGGAGGAAGGUGUAAACCAACAUGCUCCACUCCACCGAGACCUUGGGAAAACCCAGAUGAAGCGUGAUGCAGAGGCAGUUAAACUUGCCCUCCAGUGGUUCGAGGAGAACAACCCGUUCGAAACUUGGAAGGAGAUUGCCAACAGUGACCUAAGCUACCUGCAGCAUCUUGGCCGUAACUGUCAAAAGGUCAUUGUGGUCUUUGAUGGCUAUAACAGAUCACCAAAAGAUCAUGACCACAUUCGACAAACCAAGAAGGCAUGCUGUGAUCUCCAGAUUCGAGGGGAUCUGAUACACUGGACACCAAGAGAAAAGUUCUUGGACAACAGCCAUAAUAAGAGUGAGCUCAUUCACCUCCUCUCUUCAACAUUCCGGAAGCUUAGCAUCACCGUGGUGCGGAGUGACAAUGAUGCUGACACUUUCAUUGUGGGAGAGGUAUUGGCUGCUGCUAAAGAUGGCUCUGUUGAGGUCCGGGCAGAAGAUGCAGAUAUGCUGGUAAUGUUGGCACACCAUAGCUCAAGCACCAAACACCCACUCUUCUUCACGACAUUGAAGGGCUCUUAUGAUGUCAGGAGGAUUCGAGAAGCACUCUCUGAAAAACAGAGACGCUACCUGGUCUUUUGUCACGUCUUCACUGGGUGUGAUACAGUCUCUGCUAUCGCUGGCCAUGGGAAAACCACUCUGUUUGACAGGUUUUGUGCAGGGGACAUAGAUGAACAUAUGGACAUCUUCCUGGACAUACGCGCUACCAAGGAUGCAGUGAUUCAGGCUGGUACUGCGAUCUUCCACAACAUCUACCAUGGACCAGGUAGUACUCUGGGUGAAGUUCGAAACAACAUCUUCUCACGUAAGGCAGCGGCUGGGCUGAUCAAACCGGAGACGCUACCUCCAACAGAGGGUGCAGCAGCACAGCAUUCACUCCGUGCCUACCAAAAGACUCGGGACUGGCUCCUUCUACAGAGCAUGUCUCUGGACCCCAGUAAGUAUGGAUGGACAAUAGGUGUUCAUGGUUAUGAGCCAGUUCCAACUCUAGACCCCAUGGCUCCUGAAGAGCUACUCCAGUUCACAAGCUGGAAUUGCCAUGGAGAUUGCAGCAGCCGGCGAUGCAGCAACAAAAAGAAUAGCAUCAAGUGCAUCUCAGCUUGUGGAGUCUAUCAAGGCAUUACCUGCAAGAAUGCUAUUCAUGAUGACGGCAUUUUAUGAUGAAUACUCAGAGGCAGACAUUGACUCAUAAAGCAUUCCACAAGGGAGAUCACUGUUUGCUCUGACUAAUGUGAAACAAAUUGUAAU